Molecule: messenger RNA, 1674 nt
Organism: Drosophila gunungcola (fruit fly)
Lineage: Eukaryota; Metazoa; Arthropoda; Insecta; Diptera; Drosophilidae
Product: zinc finger protein 510-like
Exons: 2
Coding region: 113-1516 (467 amino acids)
Biological process (GO): regulation of transcription by RNA polymerase II
Cellular component (GO): nucleus
Molecular function (GO): DNA-binding transcription factor activity; zinc ion binding; RNA polymerase II cis-regulatory region sequence-specific DNA binding
Source: RefSeq, a predicted model, not a curated record
UUUCUCAGCAAGAGUUGGCAGCACUGGUUGCGGGGGUUCAACAGGGUGACUAGUGCAAUACUAUAGUAAACAAAUGCGUUUGUUUUGUCCCAUAAAAUGAUUUAAUAGAAAGAUGGCAAUGCUGCAAACAUGUCGAGCUUGCAUGGGAAGUUUCGAAAUCAUGGUCAACAUAUUCGAUGUUUCCCCAGACUUGGGCAUUAUAAUUUCUGAUUUGAUAUCUCAAUGUACUGGAUACCCGGUUUCUGUAGGGGAUUCCCUACCCGAAACCAUCUGUAAACCCUGUCUAAAAGAAACAACAAGUGCCUUUAGGAUAAUCAAAAAGUACGAGAGGAGUUACCAGUUUUACAAGCAAUUUAAAAAGCAAGAGGAUAACGGCCAAUUCAAAAUAGAUGUCGAUUUACUAGGGAAAGAAGACAGCAACAUAUUGCAUAAUUCGGAUAAUGCCGAGGAAACGGAAAUCCCACAAUUUAAGUUCCCAGUGAGCAUAAAAGAUACCGGAGAAGAUUUGACAGGAGAAAAUUAUUUUAAAAAAAAUCGGUUCCAAAGUCAAGUUAAGAUAGAAAACCCUAAAGAGGAUUUGCCAGAAGAUGGGUCUUCAAAAGAUGAUGUCCUCCAAGGCCAAGAAAAUAUGGACCCCGAAGAAGAAGAGUCUUCAAACGAUAAUCAGUUUCAAUCCAAUGUGAAUAUAGAAGAUUUGCCAGAGAAAGGGUCUUUAGAAGGUCACCAGUUGCAAUGCCAAGUGAAGAUGGAAAACUUCGAAGAGGAUUUGUCUGAAGAAGGGGAUGCAGAAGAUGACCUAUUUCAGGUGAAAAACGAGCCAGUUGAAGAAGACCUUUCAGAGGAGGAAGACGAUCAGUACGAUUACGCAGUAAAGACUGGAGACGUCGAGGAUGAUGUCCAGGAUAAUAAUGAGCACGAAGAAGCCCCUCGCAAGCACAAGUGUCCUCAUUGCCCGAAAAGCUAUCAUCGCUUGUUCGCUCUCAAAGAACACAUCAUAGUUCACUCGCAGGACAAACCCUUUCAAUGUCCCCACUGCCCGAAGCGAUUCAAAUCGGCCAAGUAUCUCAAAGAACACAACUCCAUUCACACCGGCGAAAGGCCUUUUAAGUGCACCCAUUGCUCGAAAAGUUAUCGCCGCAAAACCUGUCUUCAGCGGCAUAUUCAGACAUACACUGGCGUUCGACCCUUCAAAUGCACCCACUGUCCAAAGACUUUCACAAAAGACUAUGAUCUUCAGUCGCACAUUCGUAAUUACUCGGGCGAAAAACCAUUCAAGUGCUCCAAAUGCCCCAAAUCUUUUGCCACACAGUCUGUGCGAAACGUACACAACCGAAUUCACAUAGGCGAUAAACCAUUCAAGUGCAACCUAUGUCCGCGGGUGUUUCUUUGGAAGGCAAGUUUUGAGGGGCACAUGCGAACACACACUGGAUGCAGCACUUUCAAGUGUUCCAUAUGCUCAACUACAUUUGGAUCCGAAUAUUCUCUUAAGCGUCAUACGCAGCGAACUCACAAAUGAUCUUUUAUCCUUAAGAUGUGAUCAGUUAUCCAGUGAUCACACAUCCUAGGCAAAAGAAAAAAUGUGUACAAGAAAAUUAUUUGUAUGAUUUCAUUAUUAUUUUAACAUUUUUAUUUGUUUUGGACAAAAUUUAAAAAUAAUAUUUGGCUAUAUUUUAU